AUGGCUGGACGCGGAAGACGCCUCGCAACCGGCGCCAUCGUCGGUAUCGCCAUUGCCGGUUUCCUCUUCAUCGCCUUCUGGGUCCUCUGCUGCUAUUGCUGUUGCUUCCGAAACAAGCGCAAGCAGCAGCGCGGCCGCCAAGCACACCCCGUCGGCGGUGGCGGUGGGGGCAUGUUCUCCCGGUUCAUGCCCGGACGCCAGCGCCAAGGCCCGGGAAUGAUGGAGUCCGGGUACGGACACGGACACGGACAUCAUCACGGCGUCGCCCAACCGGCCCCGUCGCAUGGAUACAGAUAA
Messenger RNA from Colletotrichum higginsianum IMI 349063, 297 nucleotides. RefSeq lists its product as uncharacterized. The transcript is spliced from 2 exons. The record is from RefSeq and is a predicted model, not a curated record. Lineage: Eukaryota; Fungi; Ascomycota; Sordariomycetes; Glomerellales; Glomerellaceae. Bases 1 to 297 code for a protein of 98 amino acids.